UCCCUUCCUUAUUUUAUAAAGAGCCCUUCUUCGUUGUUCUCCGUUUCUUCCACACACCUCUUUCCAUUCUCCCCCAGGAUUGAUGGAGAUGGGAUUAUAAAAGUGGCUGAUUUUGGUCUCGCAGUUGAAGAAGUCAACUCCAAGGGAUACUUCAGACAAGACAAAUCCGACUGCGUCAGACUUCCGUUCAAAUGGAUGGCACUCGAGAGCUUACAAGAGGGAGUUUUUACUACCAAGACAGAUGUCUGGUCAUUUGGAGUAACGAUGUGGGAAGUAUUCUGUGGCGGUAGGGGUCCUUACCCCGGAGUGGAAGCACAUACCCUCCCAAAUCUACUCCAACAUGGACAUCGCCUGGAGAUGCCUAACAACGCAGCUUGCUCCGAACAA
This is a messenger RNA of Geodia barretti, 387 nucleotides long. The record is from the annotation of a GenBank genome assembly. NCBI's taxonomy places the organism in Eukaryota, Metazoa, Porifera, Demospongiae, Tetractinellida, Geodiidae.